This is a messenger RNA of Eremothecium sinecaudum, 1329 nucleotides long. It is a transcript of the gene RGL1, whose product is annotated as Rgl1p. Gene Ontology annotation, cellular component: division septum. The transcript has a single exon. Lineage: Eukaryota; Fungi; Ascomycota; Saccharomycetes; Saccharomycetales; Saccharomycetaceae. Bases 1 to 1329 code for a protein of 442 amino acids. The record is from RefSeq and is a predicted model, not a curated record. Gene Ontology annotation, biological process: division septum assembly.
AUGCCACAUCCUGUAAUAUCGCUAAAGCCCAGUUAUAAUUCCAUUAUUAGAGGAUGUCCCGGGAUACCAGAAACUCUUCCAAGAAUGGAAUUUGAACUCAGAAUACGAUCAAAUGAUGGUAAACCAUUCAUAGUUGAGAAAAUACAGGUUUCAUUAGUUACUACAGAGGCUCUGGCAGGUUCCGGGCCAUCAUUUACUUCUAAAGGGAAGUUAGAAAUGGAGACAGUGAACUAUAAAAAGAAUAUAAGGGUGACUUCUAAAAGGAUAGUUGGCGUUGAUAUCCCUUUAACUAUCGCUAUUCCUGAUAAUAUUAAAGAAACCAAUUAUAACAAGUUCGGUCAAACUUAUACAGAGUUCCGAUGUAGGGUUCAAUACGUUCUACACAGACCUAAAGGUUCAAGCAAUGAUUAUGUACCUUUAUCAGAAACGCUGUCAACUAUAGUGAAUAUUGAAAAAUACAAUUUAAUAGCUUCACCACAGUUAUUCCCUCCAUUAACAAGAAAGGUACUUUCUCCCAACAAAAAAUUUGAAGUGCAAUACUGCAUCAAAACCCCAUGUUUAACUAUGGAAGAUGUCCUCGAUAUUGAAUUAGAGAUUCUGCCAAAUUUGGCAAAACUAUAUGGACCAUCAUAUUCACAAAAGUUGUUUAAUAAACGCCUGAAGCUGAAGAGUAUUGUUUUAGAGCUCAAGGAAUACCUAGAGGUUCAUGAUUCCAGGGUGGUGAGUAAGGAGCAUACCCUGGUGAGUGAACUCUAUCCAUUUAACAAUGUUAUCGGUGAUUCAGGGAUUAGUCUAUCUACCAGUUUAACUGUUUCCACAGGAAUUCCACUAUUCAGUAAAUUUCUGAAGUCAUUGGGCGAGCCGAUAUCUGCUACUAUAUCUGAAAUUCAGCCUAAUUUGGACGAUAAAUCUAUCCCGGAAGUUGUAAUACUUAAAAGUAAAAAUAGUAAGUCAAAGGAAUUGCAAACUCACUGCUCAAUAACAACCAGAGGACGUCUAUUCUCAAUCUCCCAUGGUUUAUCAAUGAAAUUUAAAAUAUCCAAUGGCAAAGAUUUUGAAAUAAAGCAACCAUUAGACAUAUCUCCGUGGUCUAAAGCUGACAUCAAUAUUGUUGAACAGUGUAUAAGAAAAGAACUUGGUGUUGCGAAAAAUGCACUUAAUUUUUAUAAUACUUUUGGUGGUAUCGGUUACAAUAAGAAAACAGGUAUUACCGAAUACCCUCCACUGCAUUGUGUUAUUUACAUGCCUGAUAAAGAGACAUUGAACGAUUUGGGUGUUUACUAUACUUCAGAACAUAAAAAUGCUCAAAGGAUACCAAUAAUUGAAUAA